Molecule: messenger RNA, 1143 nt
Organism: Schistocerca cancellata (South American locust)
Lineage: Eukaryota; Metazoa; Arthropoda; Insecta; Orthoptera; Acrididae
Gene: TfIIEbeta
Product: general transcription factor IIE subunit 2
Exons: 7
Coding region: 143-997 (284 amino acids)
Biological process (GO): transcription initiation at RNA polymerase II promoter
Cellular component (GO): transcription factor TFIIE complex
Source: RefSeq, a predicted model, not a curated record
CAAGUUAGUCAUGAAUACUACAACAGGAUCUUUGACGGUGUUGACAUACUUGAUUGAGGGGUGUUUGGUGUGUGUUGUUUAGUUUUUCUGUUGUGUUGAUAAGCAUCUGUAACCAAAUUACUGGAAGAGAAUUGCAAUCAAGAUGGAUCCUGCGCUGCUGAGGGAACGAGAAUUGUUCAAAAAAAGAGCGUUAUCAACACCUACGGUUGAGAAGAAAAAGAAAGACGAAAAUUCUUCAGCACCCAGAGAUGACUCUAAAAAGAAAGCAAAAGCACCAUCUAAUGUCUCAGCAGCGCCAAAGCUGGAUGUUGUCAAUUAUAAAACCAUGACUGGUAGUUCUCAGUACAAAUUUGGCGUACUGGCAAAAAUUGUCAGGCAUAUGAAAUCCAGACAUCAAGAAGGUGAUGAUCACCCAUUAACUCUUGAUGAAAUUUUAGAUGAGACAAACCAGCUAGAUGUUGGGUCAAAAGUGAAACAGUGGUUGCUCUCGGAGGCUCUUAUUAGCAAUCCGAAAAUUGAAGUCACAGAGGAGGGGAAGUUUAUUUUUAAGCCACCAUAUAAAAUUAAAGACAAGAAAAGUUUAUUAAGGCUGCUGAGAAAUAAUGAUCUCAAAGGUCUUGGAGGAAUUUUACUGGAAGAUGUACAAGAGUCCCUACCACACUGUGACAAAGCUUUAAAGAGUUUGCAGAAUGAGAUAAUAUAUAUUACGCGGCCCAUUGACAAGAAAAAGAUUGUGUUCUUUAAUGAUAAAUCAGACACACUACCUGUAGAUGAGGAAUUUCAGAAGUUGUGGCGCUCUGUGGCUGUUGAGAGUAUGGAUGACCAAAAAAUUGAGGAAUAUUUGGAGAAACAGGGUAUCAGGUCAAUGCAAGAUCAUGGACCAAAGAAAAUACUGCAUCAUAAACGAAAGAAACCAAACCAGCGAAAGAAAGUUUUCAAGAAGCCACGUGAUAAUGAACAUUUGGCGGAUGUUCUUGAAACUUAUGAAGAUAAAUGAAACUACUGUAACAACAGGAGUAUUUUAAAAGAUUCCACAGUACAGCUCACCACAGAACCUACUGUGACUCAUCAUAUCAGAAACUUCACUGAAGUUUCUGCCUACCACUCAGCAGUAUAUUGCACUUUCCAUUUUUAGGUUAAGAA